Molecule: messenger RNA, 562 nt
Organism: Aspergillus wentii DTO 134E9
Lineage: Eukaryota; Fungi; Ascomycota; Eurotiomycetes; Eurotiales; Aspergillaceae
Product: general stress protein
Exons: 2
Coding region: 192-434 (80 amino acids)
Source: RefSeq, a predicted model, not a curated record
CAAGUUCAUAAAGAUUACGCAGAAAAUAAUGGCCAUCAUAAUGACUUCAAUGUGCUCUUGACGAAUGCAGAUAGGGUUUGGCGUCGCAUAUAAAUAUGCAGUCAAUCUUCUGUACAACACACUGAUUAUCCUACUCAACCGCACAAUACUUCAUACUCCUUCAACCUCAUCAAUAUCUUAUACAUAUCAAAAUGACUGAUAAUCGCAACCCCGGUAAUUUCGCCAACCGGCCUCACGAAGAAGUCGAGAAUAUUGCUCGGCAGGGUGGACAGUCUAGCCACCAGGGAGGGUUUGCUUCGAUGGAUCCCGGCAAGCAGAAGGACAUUGCUUCGAAGGGCGGUCACGCUUCAGGCGGAAGCUUCCAGCCCGGUGACGAGAGAGCCAAGGAAGCAGGACGAAAGGGAGGCCAAUCAUAUGACCAGCCAGAUGAAUAGGGCGGUUCAUUGUCAUUAUGCUUGAAUUUUGAUCACGACUCAAACUACAAGCCGCGUUUGUUGUAACAAAAAGUAUAAUAAAUCUAAUCUAUGUCAGCAGUCAAUAGUUAAAUAUUAUAUGUACACGG